AUGGCCUCUGCAAAGUCGGUCGAUCGCGUUUGGGCGCUCCACGACUUUGAGGCCGAAAACCCAGACGAGGUCUCCUUCAAGGCUGGCGAGUGCAUCAUCGUGGUCGAAAAGGAUGACGAGUACGGCGACGGAUGGUGGCAGGGUACCAACGAGAGCGGUCACACCGGUCUCUUCCCCUUUACCUACACCACCAUCGAUCGCAACCUCGCUCUCAGCGCUCAAUCGGGCAUUGCGACUCCAGACGCACUCGGCACUCCUCAGCCCGCCUCCGCUAGCACCAAGCCCGGCGUGAUGCACUCCACCAUGGCCGACAUUGACAACGCUCUCACAGAGCUUCAAAGCGAUCGCAAACCGCCCAGCGUCAACGGCAACGGCGCAGGUGCAAGUGCUGCGCCCGCUCCCGACUCGUCUCGUGCUUCCUUCACCAGCGAGCGAACCGAUGCCGAUGACCACUCCGACAACUUUGGUGAAUCCGACGACUUUGCCAGCAGAUCCGUCGCCGCCCGCGCUGCCCUCGCUGCCAACGCGCAGAAGAACCUCGCAAACGAUGCAGAACGCCAAAAGCAGGAGGAGCAGCGCAUGCGUGCAGACGCUCAGCGCGAGUUUGAGGAGGAAGAGCAACGUCAGCGCGUGCUGCUUCUCGAAAAGGAAAAGGAACGCCAAGUCAAACUUGCCGCUGGCGAGAUCGACCUUGCUGAAGAAAAGUCUAAAGCUUCUGCUCCCAUCGCUGGCGUAGACAUGAGCGACGAGAGCGAUAGCGAAGGCUCGGUCGCUGGCCGACUCGACGACUUCCAGGACAAGACGCACAGCCCGCUCUUUGGCGACCUCGCCUCCACUCCCACCGAGGCUGUGGCGGCACGAGAGAUCCAGGCACCCACAUCGAAUCUGCAAGGCAUCGUCGAGGAUGAGGCUCUCACGCAGCCUCGAUCGCGUCUCAAUGAGACGCCCGCAGAAUCGUCCGCGCCAGCUUCGGCACCUCUCACCUCGAACGACUUUACCCCUGCCGUCGCACCGGAUGCAGAAGCUGCAAAGGCUGUGGCUCCGCCCACCGAGUCUCAUUCCAACGCUGCUCCCGCUCUUGCAGCCGGAGUCGGCGCAGUCGCCCUCGGUGGCGUCGCUGCUACCACUGCGCACGGAGUUGCCACUGGUGAUCGAUCCGCCAACGGCUCCUUUGUCAACGAUUCAGUCGCUCCGGCUGCGGAUGAAAGUGUCCGAUCUAUUGCUGGCGACAGCGCUCAAACAGGCGCAGGCACCGGCGUGGCCACGGGCACUGCAACUGCAGCCACAUCGAUCGCCGCUCCGACCAACGAGGACCUGUCCCAGACCGCUUCCACUACUGCCGCGACAGGAUCCAAGUCUCGAUCUGCCGUUGCAACUGCCAGCCUGCCCAGCGAUCCAACCGAAUGGAAUGUCGACCACGUCGUCGAGUGGGCUCGCUCAAAGGGCUGGGACGAGUCGGCGGUGGUCGGUAAGUUCCGCGAGCACGAGAUCUCGGGUGACGUCCUGCUCGAGAUGGACAUCAACAUUCUCAGGGAGAUCGAUAUUCUCGCCUUUGGCAAGCGUUUCCAGGUCGCCAAUGGUAUCAAGGAGUUGCGUGCUCAGGUGCCUGGCGCCGCCACCACUCCUGGUCUGUCGCAGCCCGCUCAGGCUGACGGUUUGGGAAGCCCUGCGAUGAUUGCUCCCGGUGUAGGCAGCGCUGGGGGCACCCCUUCGUACUCGCCCUAUACGCCUGGAUCGCACAAUGGCAGCAACGCUGACGGACGCAGCCUCAGUGCACGCAUGGCUGAGACAAGCUUGGAUCAGAGCUUUGCGGCACCCAGUUCAAGUCGACCUGGAAGCUACCGCGAUGAGCGCGAUCGCGACUCGUUCGGUGUUCCCAACCAAGGGCUUGGAGGCGGGCAAGGUUUCGGCGGUGCAGCGGGUGUUGCGGCUUGGCAGGCACAGCAAGCGGGUCAGGGCGCCCGAUCGCGACAAACGAGUGAGGGCUUCAUGCGGGGCAGCGGCGAUGCUCCACUAUCUCCCACCAGUGCUUCUCAGUUCGGCAUGUCCAGUCCGCGAUACCAACCGACUGGUGGCGCCAACGAGGACAGACUUGGAGCGUUGCCCACCUCGCCACGCAAGCGGGAAUCGACCGGAUCGGCGGGCACGUCGGAGAAGAACAACCGAUCGAGCUUCUUUGGUCUCGGCCAGCGCAAUCGCAAGCCGCCGCCUGGACAGGCUGGAGGCGCCGGUGGACCAGGCAGCAGCGGACACGACGAUGAGAGAAACAGCGGCAAGGGCACACUCUCGCGCCUUGGAUUUGCACGCAGCUCACGCAACAUCAGCUCGCAGUCUUCGCAGUCCAACAUCAAGGAGCAGAUCUCGCUGCCCACUUCGAGUCCGCACUUUGAUUCGAACGGAGAUACGGUGCGACGACAGAGGCAGUCGACGGGUGGGUUUACUGCAACGGGUGCGGCGGGUGCGGCUGGAGCUGCGGCGGGGAUGGGCAUGGGCGCCAAUGCGCGACCCACGAGCAUCGGGUCUGCUGGCGUGGAUGCUGCGCCUGCCCCCACUGCUGCGGGCGCAGGCACCCCAGCCGCCAAUGGCCCCGUCAUGGCACGCAUCCAGCCCGUUGAUCUGGAAGGCUGGAUCAAGAAGAAGGGCGAACGGUACAACUCGUGGAAACCGCGCUACUUGGCACUCAAGGGACCGGAUCUGGUCAUUCUGCGCGACCCUCGCGCCGAAAAGAUCAAGGGUUACGUCAACAUGAAGGGUUACAAGGUGAUUGCCGACGAGAACACCAACCCAGGCAAAUACGGGUUCAAGAUCCUGCACGAGUCCGAGAAGCCGCACUACUUCAGUAGCGAGGACCCGAUCCUGGUGCGCGAGUGGAUGAAGGCUUUGAUGAAGAGCACCAUCGGGAGGGAUCACAGCUUCCCUGUGAUUUCGAGCUACAACAACGCGACGAUCAGCUUGAAGGAGGCGCAGAGGAUGAAUCCGCCCCCGAGACCGCCGAGUCCGACCAGCAGAGCCAGGACGCAGCGGGCCAAGGCGAGGCCGAAUCCGGAACAGCUGACGGCGCGGGAUGCGGCGAUUCUGAUGAACUUGACCAGUGGUCAGCCCACUCGGGCGGAUGAUUUGUAA
This is a messenger RNA of Sporisorium graminicola, 3123 nucleotides long. RefSeq lists its product as uncharacterized. The transcript has a single exon. The coding region runs from base 1 to 3123 and encodes 1040 amino acids. Gene Ontology annotation, molecular function: protein binding. Lineage: Eukaryota; Fungi; Basidiomycota; Ustilaginomycetes; Ustilaginales; Ustilaginaceae. The record is from RefSeq and is a predicted model, not a curated record.